AGACGCUGUAAUAUCACUUUCAAUUCAUCCUACACAAUCAGCUCAGAAGACCUCAAUAGGGAGUGUUUUGCUGUCAUCUUUACAGAAGAACCAGGCCUAAAUACGGCCAAAUCUGUAUAGUAACAGAAAAGACAAGUUUUGAAACAGGCAACAAUGUCUCGCUACGGAGGCGGUCGUGACGGUGGUGGUCGUGAUGGUGGCGGUCGUGACGGUGGUGGCGGUGGUAGGUCUGCAGCAGAGAGAGGAUGCAAAGUGUAUGUAGGAAACCUCGGAGAAAGUGCCAGCAAGUCUGAACUGGAAAAGGAAUUUGGUCGCUUUGGACCCCUUAAGAGUGUGUGGAUUGCUAGGAAUCCUGCUGGCUUUGCGUUCGUUGAGUAUGAAGAUCCCAGAGAUGCAUCAGAUGCAGUAAAGGACAUGGAUUCAAGUACCAUCUGUGGACAGAGAGCUCGUGUGGAACUGUCAAGUGGAGAUUCAAGAAGGCGAGGCUUCCGUGGUGGUGGAGGUGGUGGUGGAGGUAGUUUCCGAGGGGGUCGUGGUCCCCCAAGGGGUGACAGCAAGUGCUAUGAGUGCGGCGAAACUGGUCAUUUUGCCCGGGACUGCCAUCGCAAGCGUAGCAGUGGUGGGGGUGGAGGUCGCCGUAGAAGUUAUUCCAGGUCCCGAUCUCGCUCACCUGCUCCCAGACGAGGUGGAUACAGUCGAAGCAGGAGUAGGAGCAGGAGUCGUUAAGAUGCAGACCCGGUACCAAGAUCAACACAUCCUGUGCUUUUAUAUGUAAUGUAAGUUGUCGGGUUAAAUCAGGUUCAAUCUCUUCUAACCCGUUUGUGUAUGCAGCAGUCAUCAGACAAAGUAACAAACCAUCUUUACAUAUACUUUACACAGCACGGUGUCAAUGUUAUGAGAUGGAACUGUAGAGUACUUCACACAUGCUAAGUUGGGCUGACCUUCAUGUAGGUUUUUUCACUUUUGGUGAUAAUUUUAAGACUUGUAGCUGAUUUACAUAAUGUUUUCUUUUUAAGGUGAAGUAUUUUGUACUUUAUUAUUUAUUACAUGUCAAUGUCAUUUUAAUAUUUAAUAUUCUGCUUGUAAGUCACUGUAUUCAUUCUAAGAUUGAGUUAUAGGAGGCUUUAAUAGAAACAGCUGUAUCCCCCCCCCCCUUCCUCCUUCCCUUGUUACUUACCUCCAUAUUCAUAUAAUGAUAUAGAAUUGAUAAAACAUUAAACACUUUUAUGUGGCAGGUAUAGAUAAGCUAUGUUACUGUAUUUUUUUAGAAAUUGAAAGUGUGUACUGUGAAAUAUGUACAUUACAAGCCACAAAAGCCAUGAAUGAAAAAAACUAGUGUAAUAUCUUUUUGAAGUAGAAGAACACAAGACGAACAUCCAGUAAAUUAGAUGAAAAAUUAAAUUUGGAGAGAAGUUGAAGUUUUUUUUAACUUGGAGGAUCUCUUGAGUGUCUCAGCAGGAAGUCAAAUAUUAGGAUUUUUUUUUAAACCAUGGGACCAAGCCGCUCGUAUAUACAGUGCAGUGAUACUUGCUUAUUGCUAGGUACUUUGAUUCACCUUAUACCUUAGCUAUAUUUCUCACUUUAUUUAAUUCAGUUGUUUUUCAAAAAUUGUGUAUAAUUGGAGCAGUUUGUACAUCCCCAUUUUGUUUUUUGUGAUAUCAACUCAUUCCAAAAUACAGCUAAUGAAUCAUUAAGUUUGUAAACAAAAAUUUGUAAGAUUUUGAUUCUAUAGAUAAAAACAAUAGUCAUCUUCAAAGAUCUGCAAUGCAAGUAUUGUGUCAUAUCAUAUGAAUUAGGAAACCUGUAUAUCUGUAGUAUUGAUGUAAAUACAUUGGUAUCACGUACAUGUACAUGUAUCGACUUAUUCCUAAUGGUCUGUAUUUUACUAAUUCAGAGUUAAACCCGACCUCCGGCAAACUUCCUUUGUUGAACCUAAUUCUUGGACAAAAGCUAAACUCAGUGUCAGGUUAAAGUUAAAGUAGAAUAUGUGCAAGUGUGAUUUAUUUUGUACCAUAAGAACUGAAGGGCAUCCGAUUUCAAUUAUCAUCAUUUAUUCUCUAUCUUUUUUAGUACAAUUUUGUAAGGUGAAAAUGUAAAGAUGUGGUCGAUUAGUGUUGUUUGUACUUUCAAUGGUAGGUCAAUUUUUUGUAAUGUUACUUAAGAAUCAAUAAAUGACAGGAUUAUUGCUGUCUCAUUACAUACAAAA
Molecule: messenger RNA, 2206 nt
Organism: Strongylocentrotus purpuratus (purple sea urchin)
Lineage: Eukaryota; Metazoa; Echinodermata; Echinoidea; Camarodonta; Strongylocentrotidae
Product: serine/arginine-rich splicing factor 7
Exons: 5
Coding region: 154-726 (190 amino acids)
Biological process (GO): mRNA splicing, via spliceosome
Cellular component (GO): nuclear speck
Molecular function (GO): RNA binding; zinc ion binding
Source: RefSeq, a predicted model, not a curated record